Sphenostylis stenocarpa is the source of this 345-nucleotide messenger RNA. NCBI's taxonomy places the organism in Eukaryota, Viridiplantae, Streptophyta, Magnoliopsida, Fabales, Fabaceae. The record is from the annotation of a GenBank genome assembly.
AUGGUCUGCGAGAAGUGUGAGAAGAAAUUAACGAAGGUGAUAGUACCAGACAAGUGGAAAGAAGGGGCUAGCAACACUACCGAGGGUGGUGGCCGCAAGAUCAACGAGAACAAGCUUCUCUCCAAGAAAAACAGAUGGACCCCUUACGGAAAUACUAAGUGCAUCAUAUGCAAGCAGCAAGUGCACCAGGAUGCCAAGUACUGCCACACCUGUGCUUACUCUAAAGGUGAUUGUAUUGCUGACAAUGGAUUGAAGCUGCCCUAUAUCUCUGUCUUAUGUACUUGGAGAAUUUUUACUAUAGAUCCAAAUCAUAAACCAAUAGUGUUAAACUCCUGCUAUAAUUAG